AUGGAAUUUGAAAAUAGAUUUGCUGAUUUAUAUGUAAAAGGAGUUAAUGAGUUUCUUGACUAUGCUUCUAAUAAUUUGGCCUUAAGUAGUGACAUAGGAGAAGAGGAUAAAAAGGUACCUUCCCCUUGUAAUUGGUGCAACAAUAGUCGACAUAAAACAAGGGAAGAAAUCUAUAAUGAUUUGCUACUUAAUGGCAUUGUUCGAAGUUAUGUUCGUUGGAUUUAUCAUGGAGAAUAUAAACCCCUACUUAAAAGAAGUAGAAAUGAUUUAGGUGAAGGUAGUAGUGAUGAUAUAUUUAGGAUGAUCCAUGAAAGAUUUAGUAUUGGAGUCUCGAAUAAUGAUGUAGAUGAUGAUCUUGAUGAAGAGCAACAAUCAACUGAGGCCAGUCUUCCUAAGUACACAAAGGGUACGAAAGAGGCAAGGAUCUUUGAAAAUUUGAUGAGAGAUGCUCACAAAACCUUAUACCCUGGUUGUGACGAGUUCUCCAAAUUGUCAUUCAUCUUGAAGUUAUUUCAAAUCAAAUGCAUGGACGACAUGACUAAUAAAGCUUUUACUAGUAUGCUUCAAAUGUUCAAGAGUGCUUUACCCAAAGGUGCUGAUGUGCCAUCGAAUUAUUAUGAAGCACGAAAGAUGAUAACUGAUCUCGGCUUCCACUAUGAGAAAAUAGAAGCAUGUGAACAUGACUGCAUGCUAUUUUGGAAGGAGAACGUUGAUUUAGAAAAAUGUUCCAUUUGUGCUAGUGAUGGGUUCAAUCCAUUUGGUGGGCUUAGAAGUGACUAUAGUAUAUGGCCUGUAUUUCUUGUUGUGUAUAACUUGCCUCCAUGGAUGUGUAUGAAACAGUCGUACAAUAUACUAUCUUUGUUGAUUCCCGAAAAAAGUGGGCCAGACAAUAACAUUGAUGUGUACUUGCAACCAUCAAUUGAGGAGCUAAAGGAGUUGUGGGAAAUGGGAGCUAUGACUUAUGAUGCUUCUCAGAAUUCAUAUUUUCAUAUGCUUGUUGCAUUAUUGUGGACUAUUAACGAUUUUCCAGCAUAUGCUAACUUGUCAGGAUGGUCUACCAAGGUUUAUAAGGCAUGUCCUCGUUGUAUGAAUGAAGCUAGCUCCAUUAGAUUACCAAAUCAAGGAUCAUAUUGUUAUAUGGAUACUCGUCGUUUUCUUCCAACAGACCAUAAAUGGAGAUUUAGUGAAUCUCUUAAUGGGAGAAUAGAAACAAGGGGUCCUCCUAAAAAGACAUCUGGAACUGAUAUUUUAACUCAAGUUAGGGACCUCGAAGACAUGAAAUUUGGAAAAAAAUGA
Messenger RNA from Beta vulgaris subsp. vulgaris (sugar beet), 1296 nucleotides. RefSeq lists its product as uncharacterized. Bases 1 to 1296 code for a protein of 431 amino acids. The record is from RefSeq and is a predicted model, not a curated record. The transcript is spliced from 2 exons. Lineage: Eukaryota; Viridiplantae; Streptophyta; Magnoliopsida; Caryophyllales; Amaranthaceae.